Messenger RNA from Engraulis encrasicolus (European anchovy), 849 nucleotides. RefSeq names its product GTPase IMAP family member 4-like. The record is from RefSeq and is a predicted model, not a curated record. The coding region runs from base 1 to 849 and encodes 282 amino acids. The transcript is spliced from 3 exons. NCBI's taxonomy places the organism in Eukaryota, Metazoa, Chordata, Actinopteri, Clupeiformes, Engraulidae. Gene Ontology annotation, molecular function: GTP binding.
AUGGUUACAAACCUUACAGCAAUCAACAAGCAGCUGACAAGCAGUAGUCAAGGAAUGACAGAAAAUGCAGAGAGUCUGAGGAUCGUGCUGCUCGGAAAGACCGGAGAAGGAAAGAGUGCCACUGGAAAUACAAUCCUGGGGAACCAGGUUUUUAAGGAGCAUUGGUCAAGUCGCUCAGUUACCAGAGAAUGUCAGAAGAGGACAGUCGAGGUUAAUGGUAGGCCAGUAAGCGUUGUUGACACGCCAGGCUUGCUUGACCUAGACACUGACAAUGAAGAAAUCAGUAAAGAGAUAGUUAAGUGUGUUGGAAUGUCUGCUCCGGGUCCACAUGUGUUUCUGCUGGUAACAGCAAUAGGGCGCUUCACAAAGGCAGAAAAAGACACAGUGAAAAUGAUCCAGAAAAUGUUUGGUGAGGAGUCAGGCGCCUACAUGAUAUUGCUAUUUACAAGACUAGAUGAUCUUAGGGGUGAAUCUUUCCAACUGUAUUUGGAGGAUGCAGGGCCAGAUUUGAACAAUCUUCUUCGCAAAUGUGGCAGGAGGUACCACAUGAUUAAUAAUAGACAAGAUAAAAGGGAGAUGGUACAGGUGACUGAGCUAUUGGGUAAGAUAGACAGCAUGGUGAAAGUGAACGGGGGCUCCUACUACACCAAUGAAAUGUUCCAGAAAACAGAGCAAACCCUGAAACAGCAGAUGGAGAGAAUACUGAAGGAGAGAAAAGAAGAGAUCGAGAAAGAGAAGGAGGAACUGCAGCGAAAAUAUGAGUCUGAUUUGACACUACUGAAGAAUGAGAUGGAGGAGAACAAAAGCAACUCCCACACCUCCACCCCACACCACCCCAGAAACCUGUAA